GGCGUGUCGUCAGCCAAACAGCUGUUCGGAAUAAGUGUUGAAUAACGCCAUCUUUAAAUUGACAACACUGCGAUAUGGGAUUAAAUAUUAUAUUAUUUCGCCACUAAAUAAUUGUUUCUGCGGCACUAUGAACACGAUACGGAGCUCCACCCCCGUACUGCGGUCCAGGACCAAUGGCAGCACCGUAAGUGCCGCCUGUAACGCACACAAUGCACAGAGAAAUGUCGAGCGCCACCGGACGCAUAGCAAAAUAUUUGGCGGCCGUAACAAUCGCAGCCGAAAUAAUGAGCGAACUAAACUACCGACCAAUAAAAGAUCACUACCAGAAAUCGAAUACGAAGAGGAAAUGUAUGAGAAUGAUCCUUUGGCAGAUGAACAAGACUCAGAGGCUAGGAUUGUGAAGAAUCCGGCUCACCUUAAAUCGCCACCUGGUAAAAAACCUCUCCUUCAACUACUAAUGGACGAGGACCCACUUUUUCCUAUGCAAGCAGUCGAAUCGAGAGAUAACGAGACAUCGCAAAAGUUUUACGUGCGCCUUACAGACGCGCCAAAGGAUGAGUGCAUUAGGCAGAUUAAUAGCAUAAGAUCUACACCAACCAAAAAAACAGAAAAACCUUACCGCCCAAGCGCAUAUUCGACUGCGCGGUCAAGCCAGCGCUUUAUCUGGCGCUCUGAGGCGACAUGUAGGCUGCUGCAAUUGUGGGAGCAGCAUUUGACAGAAUUUCGCGGUAAAAAGAGAAAUACAGUAAUUUAUAAAGAGAUGGAAAACCAAAUGCGUGAUUUUGGCGCACCAAGUCAUGUUGAAAUUAAAGGUAAAAUGGAUAACCUGUCGAGGAAAUAUCGCCAGGAAGCUGAGAAACUUCGAUCGACCGGAGCUCGAUCCAAGUGGGUGCUUUUCCAUACGAUUCAAAAACUCCUGAUUGGUACCAAGUCCGUCAAUGUUUUUGAGGAUAUUAUGUUCGAGAAAAAUGGAUUCUCGAACAAUUUAAGCAAAGAUCUGGCGUCUGGCGAUAAUGAAAUCCAUUCAUGGAUGGAUUCUCCAGCUCCCAGUUACGAAAAUCAUCGACAGGAAGAUAACGAGUUGGACGACGAGGAUACGCUUGGAAAAAAUUAUCUUAUUGAGGAGACAGAAGGUUUUAAUGACGAUCAAUAUGAGAGAGCCACCUCCUCGCCAGAUUUUCAAAGUGAAUUGAACAGGAAAGAAAGUCUUUCAGAUCGAUUGUUAGAAAUCGAGGAGGAAAAACUGUCCAUAGAACGGGAGAAGCUUAAAGUUAUGAAAGCGGCUGUAAAGGAACUGUCCGCAUUCCAUAGAGAUAUAUUGCAGCAUUUGGAGCAAAAAAACAAAAAAUAAAGAGAAAGCCUAUUUCGUUUUCCAGAUUGU
Drosophila pseudoobscura is the source of this 1381-nucleotide messenger RNA. RefSeq lists its product as uncharacterized. Gene Ontology annotation, cellular component: nuclear body. NCBI's taxonomy places the organism in Eukaryota, Metazoa, Arthropoda, Insecta, Diptera, Drosophilidae. Gene Ontology annotation, biological process: positive regulation of DNA-templated transcription. The transcript is spliced from 5 exons. The record is from RefSeq and is a predicted model, not a curated record. Bases 128 to 1351 code for a protein of 407 amino acids.